AUCGCGUCGACAAACUGACCGCGCUUUUUCGUUGGGACACCUGAACCUUUCUGACGGGAGGCGAUAUGGACCGCAAUGAAAAUUUCAUUACCAUCGUCACACAUACUCACACUAGCAGCGGCGAGGUCUGCCUUUCGCAAUCAGCGUUAUAAAAUAGGGACGAGAAAAAAAAGUCCUACUAAAAAUUACACGUGAGCGCGGGCGUUGCAAAAUCAAUUAGUGCAAAAUAACGGUGAAUUUUAUAGUGCUGAAGCAUCGAAUGAGAUUCGGAGGUGGGGUGGAAAUAAAAACGCGCCCGAUGAAAAACAAACUGUGAUGGGUGAAAAACAACAACCGAUGCAGAUCAUCGAAACGACGAAGAAGAAGAGGAAGACGAGCACCGACCAGAGCGGCGCAGUUUUAUGGCCACCAUCAACAUGGAAAACGGUUGACACAUGCGAACGGUUUGUCAGCCAUCGGAACUUUGGCAUCUGCCGCAUAAUGUGUUGAAGAAAAUGAACGGGGUGUGAAAAACAAGUGCCCAAAGUGAUAAGGAAGAAGACGACGACGCCGCCAAAGAAGAAGAGCCUCUGCACGGAGAACAAAUUAUGGCCACGGCAAGGGGCCGUGUCGCCGGAGAAGAGUCUUCUAGUGCAUGGCCUUUGUGGCCUUGGACGACGCCGGUCCGGACGACAGUGACAGAAAAAGUGCACCGAAUUGCGACCACCACCAGUAGUAGUAGUAGUGCAAGGCUCUCGUCGACGACUUCGGUGAACUCCACGGUGACGACUACGAGUGGUUCAACUGUAAGCUCGUGGAGUCCUUCUACAAGUGGAAAUGGGGCUGAAGAAGAGCAUUGGGGUGUCGUUAACGGAAGUGAUGGGGAUAUGCUGGAAUAUGGCGGUAUUGGUGGGGGUAGCUUUCUGGAUGAGUUUGCCAACGAUCUCAAUGGCAGCCUCCAUAGCAGCCUCAAUAGCAGCAAUAGUAGUGAUCUGCUCGCUGGUGCAUUGUCCAAUUUCAGCAGCGGGUCCCCACUUGGGGUCCACGGCGAGAGCGGCCCUAUUCACCAGCAGUGGCAACUACUCGACCGAGUUUAGCAUCAAUUUUAAUGUUCGGAUGCGGGUGAAAGUGGGACCAACUCGCGGCUUUCGUUCGGCCACUUGCCGGAUCUGCUGGAGGAGCGGGAGUUGAUGGCCCUCUGGAACUGCACGAAAUUGCUUUUUGCUCAAUUAUAGUGGUAGCAGUAGUAGUACUGGGGGGCUAAUCAAUGGCACCGUCAGUACCAGAUUCGGGAAUGGGACGGACCGGGACCAGCUGUUGGAUGGUAGCGGUGGGUACGGCCUGGGAGGACUGGAUGACCCCGAGAGCACAAUUUUUCUGAUCCGGAUGGUGGCGACGGCAGUUGUGCUCGGGAUCGUUAUACUGGCGACGGUUAUAGGAAACGUAUUCGUAAUAGCGGCCAUUCUGCUGGAACGAAACCUCCAAAGCGUGGCCAACCACCUGAUAUUGUCGCUGGCGGUGGCAGAUCUUCUGGUGGCAUGUCUCGUAAUGCCUCUGGGAGCUGUGUACGAGGUGUCGAAGGAGUGGCGGCUUGGUGCGGAUCUUUGCGACAUGUGGACUUCGAGCGAUGUCCUCUGCUGUACGGCUUCCAUUCUGCAUUUGGUGGCGAUAGCUCUCGACAGGUACUGGGCCGUAACGGACAUCGACUAUGCCCACCAGCGAACAGCCCGACGGAUAGGCUACAUGAUCAUCGUCAUCUGGACUCUGUCGGUGCUGGUAUCGAUAGCUCCCCUACUUGGAUGGAAGGACCCCGAGUGGGAAGCCCGCGUCUACAAGGACCUGCAGUGCAUCGUUUCGCAGGACGUGGGUUACCAGAUAUUUGCCACCGCUUCCAGCUUCUACGUCCCCCUGCUGGUAAUAUUGUUCCUCUACUGGCGAAUAUUUCUCGCGGCCAGGAAACGGAUUCGGCGAAGGCAGCAGGGUAAAACAAUUGUGCAAUUGAUACCAAAACCUUUAGUAACUGCAUCGCAGCCGACCAACGCCAUCGGAGGCCCCACGGCGAAUGUGGUCGGUGGUUCCGGAGGUAUUGCGGCCGCAGUGGUGGCCGUCAUUGGGCGACCUCUGCCGACGAUCAGCGAAACGACGACGGCCUUCACGAACGUUUCGUCGGCCAACACCAGCCCGGAGAAGGGCAGUCUCGGCAACGGGGUCGAGCGGGACCGCAUCGAGGCGGAUCCACCGACAGCGGAUUUCUCCACGGCGUACCCUUCGGGACAGGGCGGGGCGUCCAGCUCGUCCGCCAAACCGUCGAUCAUGAAGAAGAAGUCCCAAUCGGCAACGGACUCCAAGCGGGAACGCAAGGCCGCCAAAACGCUCGCCAUCAUUACGGGGGCGUUCGUGUGCUGCUGGCUGCCGUUCUUCAUCAUUGCCAUCCUACUGCCAACGUGUACCGACUGCGACAUCAGCCCGCUGACGAUGAGCGUGUGUCUCUGGUUGGGUUACUUCAACUCGACGCUCAACCCGAUCAUCUACACGAUCUUCAGCCCGGAGUUUCGGCACGCGUUCAAGCGGAUACUGUGCGGCCGGAGGCACAGUCUCAGGAGGACCCGGCACAUGGGCGUGCGGCACAUGCGGUAAGGAACGGGGUGAGUUGACAAAGGCUGAUUUGUGAUGUAAAUUUUGACUUUUAGGUUAAUGUAACUAUUGUACAUAUUUAGGUCUUAUGGAUAAUGAGAGAUAGGUAAUCCCGAAUAGACGAUACGGUAGAUAUUGAAAGUAUACACACUUCGUGGAAGAAAUCGGAUUAGAAAGGUGUUUCGAGGCGCUGAAAUGGUCAAGCUCGCAUAUACCUAGCUACUUGGAAUAUUGGAUUAUAAUUCUAUCAUUGUUUUAUGUUAAGUGUUACAUAUUUCGUUAUUGCAGAAUUUUCUAAAUCUUUGAAAGAUGACCGAAAUUUUAUCAUUCUUGAAAAUGACGUAAGCAAUACCUAUUUCAGUUUUUAGCUUUUCAGGGUGCCUUGUUUGAACUAUAUAUUGAUCCAAUCUUUGAUUUCUGGUAACCCCUUCUGUAAAGUGAAUUGAUUUCUCUUCAAACAUACAGUUAACUCUUCCUUACUCGAUAUUCCGUAUCUCGAUAUCGAGUUAGAGAACCACAGUAAAAGUUGGUUUUCAUGGCUAACUUGAUGGUCCUCGAUGGUCCCUUCAAUAUCGAGUUAGAGAGGGUUGUCUAUUUCUAUUGCUAUCUGAUAGAGUGCUCCUUUUCUACGCACUUUAACUAUUAAUCUCUUCACCUUGAGUAUUAUAUUUAAACUUGUAUUUCGGAAGAUAAUAUUUAUUUUAUAAUUACAAAACUUGUUUUCUGUCUAUCAAGUGUAUUAUUCAAAACAGAUUUUCCGGUAAACCAUGCUCAGACUUCUGUCACAUUUCAUUACUCAAGUGAAUUAAUCUUCCUAAGCAUGGUACAUUUCCGGUAUUUUAAGUAUAAUUUGAUGAAUUGAUGCUUUUGCCACCUUCUGGAUUCUAUGUUCACCGUAGUGUCUAGCGAGCUCGUGAUUGAUUCUCCAC
Aedes aegypti (yellow fever mosquito) is the source of this 3542-nucleotide messenger RNA. Its product is annotated as 5-hydroxytryptamine receptor. Gene Ontology annotation, biological process: adenylate cyclase-activating adrenergic receptor signaling pathway. The record is from RefSeq and is a predicted model, not a curated record. NCBI's taxonomy places the organism in Eukaryota, Metazoa, Arthropoda, Insecta, Diptera, Culicidae. Gene Ontology annotation, molecular function: G protein-coupled amine receptor activity. Gene Ontology annotation, cellular component: membrane. The transcript has 6 exons. The coding region runs from base 1366 to 2616 and encodes 416 amino acids.